Erigeron canadensis is the source of this 1577-nucleotide messenger RNA. RefSeq lists its product as uncharacterized. The record is from RefSeq and is a predicted model, not a curated record. Lineage: Eukaryota; Viridiplantae; Streptophyta; Magnoliopsida; Asterales; Asteraceae. Bases 81 to 1397 code for a protein of 438 amino acids. The transcript has 4 exons.
UAAACACUUAUUACCGUUAGAGAGGGUAUCAUCUUCAUCAGCCACCAUUAAUUUCCUUUCUAUCAAUCCGGGGAGAAAAAAUGCCCAAGAUUGCUGACAUGAAAUGCCCCAAAUCAUCCAGAUCUAAAAGAAAGCCUCUUAGAGACAUAUCGACUAAUCCGAAUGCUUCUACUUUUGUCAUGAAAAAGAAACCUAAUAAUAAUAAGAAUACUCACCCCCAGCAACAUUCUUCCGGCCCAAUGGAUCGACUUCUUCUCGCUCACUCCCAACUCUCAGUUCUUAUUCAUCAGAUCGAUGAACUUGUUGUACAAGCAGUGGAUAGAAAAGUGAGCAACACAAAGGACGUUGAAAUGUUUGCUGAUGUGCUGCAGGAGAUGCAAACGUCACUGAAGCCAUGGGUUCCAAGGUUCCAAAAAGUUCUUUCAACCAGUGCAACAGGCUCUGACAAUCAACUGGAAAAGAGUUUUGCAAAUAUGAAUAUAGCUCCUUCUAGAAAUGAGGAACUGAGCAAAGCUAUUGACAGCCCAUAUCUAGACAAGCUUGAUUUUAUGGUCUCUCCUUCACCUCUCGUGUCUUGGCGUGACGAUGGUGCUGCAGAUGGUGGUAGAAACCUGUUUAUGCUGACGCCUCUGCCUAGACCAACACCAUUCACAUCUAGACUAAAGAAAUCAUCCAAGUCGGUAUUUAAGAAGAUAAACGAUGAUGUUACUAUUGGCAACAAUGCUGUUACUGUUGGGCCAGUGGAGAGUGUUUUUUCAUCGACAGAAAAGUUGAUACAAAGGAAGAAUUCUGUAGUUGUUUCUACUCCUUGCCUCAAAAUGUCACCACCAAAAUCUUGUAUACUGUUGGAACCAGCUUCUGAAUGCUGCAACAAGAUUAAUGGCACUAAAAACCCAACGAUUCAUCAUCCUCUAGGUGGUGGGUCUGGAGGUUCUGAACCAUCUAGCAGUGAACCCUCUGAUCUGGCUUUGAAAUACCCUGAGCUUUUUGGAAUUAGGCGUGCUAAUAAGCUUGGAAAUGCAAGAAAUGUCGUGGAGGAAUCACCAGGUUGGGGUUUCUCACCACCCAAGACUUGUGUUCUGCUAGAACCUGGUGAUGAUCUGAGUAAUGAUACGAACUUGACAAGGGCUGGUGAUUAUAAAAGUGUUGUUUCACGCAAUGAAGUGAUUGAAAGUACUCCUAUGUGUAAGGAUUUUGAUACCACAAUUCUAAAAGGCAAGUGCGCUGGUGAGAACACUUUAAAGAAAGAACUGUGGAUGCGAAUUGAAGCAACAAUAGCUUAUAAGUUUCCACCUAAAGCAUCCGUUGAUCAAGGGACUGCUAAUACUAGUACCAGCAGAGGGUUCAUGGACUUGUUGGAAGAGGCUUCUUCAGAUGACCCGAAAUCCAUUGUUUGACUAAAGCUUGGAAAUACAUAAAUAUGUAUGCACUAAUGCACUUGGCUAUAAUUGAAAAUUUUGACUAUCGCAGACUUAUAAUGGUUUGUACUUUGUAGUUUCUGUCAUCUUCAUAAUAUGAAUAUAUACUUGCAACAUAUGGUUAUAAAAACCAAGAAAAUCACGACUCGAUUUUUAGUA